This is a messenger RNA of Penicillium alfredii, 630 nucleotides long. RefSeq lists its product as uncharacterized. Gene Ontology annotation, cellular component: catalytic step 2 spliceosome. Gene Ontology annotation, biological process: protein peptidyl-prolyl isomerization; protein folding. The transcript has 2 exons. The record is from RefSeq and is a predicted model, not a curated record. Gene Ontology annotation, molecular function: peptidyl-prolyl cis-trans isomerase activity. Lineage: Eukaryota; Fungi; Ascomycota; Eurotiomycetes; Eurotiales; Aspergillaceae. Bases 1 to 630 code for a protein of 209 amino acids.
AUGUCUGUCACGCUCCACACCACUCAAGGCGACCUCAAGGUCGAGCUCUUCUGCGAAGCCGUCCCACAAACCGCUGAGAACUUCCUCGCUCUCUGCGCAUGCGGCGCAUACAACAACACCCCAUUCCACCGUCUGAUCCGCGGAUUCAUGAUUCAAGGUGGCGAUAUCUCCCUCGGCCCCGCCGCGCAGCCCUCAGAAUCCAACAAACCGAUGCUUUCCUUCGAGAUCCCCAAAGGCGGCACGUCGAUCUACCACCCGUCUGCGCUGAACCAAGAAAUCCACCUCCCAUCCCUCCGCCACAACGCGCGCGGAAUUCUAUCCAUGGCCUCGCGCCCGGUCAAGGACCGGACGGCGCCGGGGUCUCAGAAUGCCACCGGUGCAGCGAUUAACGGGAGCCAGUUCUUUAUCACUUUUGCGCCGGCGCCGCAUCUGGAUGGGGCGAGCACUGUGUUUGGGAAAGUAUUGAACUUGAGCGCGCAAGAUGAAGGCGGCGAUGUGCUUGCGCAACUGGAGAAGGCCAAUUCUAAAAUCGAUAAGAAGGGCAAGGUUUCCCAGCCUAAAGAGGGUGAUGAUUUUGAGGCUCUCCGCAUCAACCGCGUCACGAUCCACGCCAAUCCAUUCGCGAAGUGA